AUGAAUUGCGCUGUUUGUGGAUUAAAUUUUGAGAGGAAAGAUAAAGGAUGUUAGUAAAUGGAAUGUUAACAAUGUAAAUUGAAAUAUCAUCGAUUCUGUUAUGGAUACAAUAAUUUGGAUGGAGUAUGUGAUCCUUGCUAAGACAUAGCAAAGAAACCAUUAUGCUGUAUCUGUGGAUAGAAAGGUUUACUAAAACGACUGUCAGAUUAGAGUGGAGUAUACGUGCAUGUGUCCUGUGCAAUAUUCGCACCUCAUAUCCAGGUGAUCAAUUAUCAUACAAUGACAUUUGCUACCAAAAGUUAAAUAGACAAAAAAACUAAGGAGAAAUGCUCUAAUUGUGGAAAAAGUGGUGCAAAUAUCCAAUGCCUAGAUUGUCAAGCAUAUGCUCAUCCUCAUUGCAUUUUUGUAGAGUAAGUGGAGAAGGCCUAAGAAGACAUAGAAACAGAAUAGUGGAUCUUCCAUUUAAAGUUUUAAGCAAACAACUAAGAUCCAAAUCAAUUGGAUGUGGAGUCAGGCGAGAUUAAAUGUGAGUUAAAAGAGAUUCAGGAUGCUUUUUACAAUGCCCUUGACAAGUUUUAAGACAAAUCAAAGAAAAGAGGAAACCAGACACAAUAAUACAAGGAACAUAUAAAAAACACUUUGGAAUCUAUUUUUGAUAACUACGCACUGCAAUAAUGCAAUCAACAAUGGUCGUCACAGAAUAAGAUAGAGAGUUAUUGUUAAGUGCAUAUGGAAAGUCAUCGAUUGUUUUGUAUAUGUCGUAAAUCCUUGAAUAAUAAGCAAAUGGUAUAAUGUGAUCAUUGUUAUGAAUGGUAUCAUUUUGGAUGUAUUAAACGUAAGAAUGUAAAGGACGAUAGCUACAUCUGCGAAGCUUGUAAAGGAUGGAGUGCUAAGAGGACUAAAAUAGAUUUAGAAGAUCCGAAAUUACUAAACUUUGAAGACUUGGUUGUUCCCAAGAGUGUCUACAUUCUACACUUGAUAGACUUGCUCCCCUUGUUAUUAUACAUCGAAUCUAUCAUGAAGAGGUUGCCAUCUAUUCCUCUAGACGAGAAUGAUUAUAGAAAUAUCAAAUUUUACAAACUCUUCUUGGCAUCAUUACCCAUCAAACCUUCUACUGUAAUUCAAUUAGACAAGAUUUUAUUGAAGGAAAAAUUACAGGAAGAAUUAAAAUAGAAAAUGCAAUCCCUCAUACCCACCUAAUUAGAAUAGAGCGAGUAAUUUGCAGAAGAAUUAGUUAAAUCAUUUAAAUUCAAAGGCUACUAUUUCGAAUUGGGUGAGAACAAACUCAUUAAAUCAUUCGUGUUGUCUAGAAAGGAUAUCAAAGCACAGAUAUAGAAAGGAAUUUCUGAAGGAUAUUUGAUGGAAGACACCUUCAAGAUUCUUAAUGAUAAUGUCACAGACAAUCAAAAAAUAUUCAAAUCUCCUAAUGAUAAUCUAGGUUAACUUAUUAAUAGGUACAAAGUGGCUUAGCAAAUCAAGAGUACUUUGAGAUCUUUAUUUGAAGCAGAGAGAAUGCAAAUUGAAGAUCCAGUUAUUGACAACCAGCUUGAUUUGACUGUUUAUAAAUAAUAGAUUUUGAUGAAGAAUUAAAAAAACAAACCAAAUAAAUUAAAAUUGAUGGAUUUAAAGAGGAUGGCCAAUCAUAACAAUGUGACUUUGGGAUGUCUCAAGAUCAUUGACAAAUUAUUAGAAGAACUCAACUCAUUGGAAUAGGAGAAUGUUCAGAGUUCUUAUAAGAAGAUUAUAGAAUACCCAGUCAACAGCGACACUCUCAUAACUUAGUUAUAAUCUUAUUUUGAUUAAGAAUUUAUUGAUGAAUUCAAAGUGGAAUUGGAAUUGAAGAUUGAGAGUUUUUGUAGAUUGACUGAAAAGGAAUAUACAGGAGUGUAUACUUAUGAAAAUAUCCAAAAGGCUGCUAAAGACUCGAUUGUAAUAAGGAGUGUAUAUAAUCAAUUGUAAGAAAUUCAUUAGAAGUGUCAAACUUAAAAAAAAGUAACUAUUUAAUUUUGUCAUGAAAUAUUAGAUUUGAUGUCAAAGUGCUUAUUAACAUCAACGUAUAUGGAAUCUCAAAAGGCUAAAUUCCUAAAAUUCAGAGAACUCUACAAAAGGUUGAAUGAAUCAAUCACACUGGAACAGUUGGAGGAAAUUGAACAUGAAUGCUUUUAACUUGGAUUUGAUAUGGAUGUGGAACAAAGGAGAUAGCAAUUGGUCUAAGCACAAGAGAUCAUCCAAAAUAUCCAACCUAGUUUGGGUGAUUCCUUGGAAGAAUUCAAAAAACUGAAGUCUCUAGAAUUGGACACUUACAUUAAGUAAACUGAAUAGCAAAUAGACUUCGUGAAGUAAUUAUAUUAUUUGGUAUACAAUUCAUAUGAUACAUUGCCUAAGAUGAUUUAGAAAGUAAAAGAUAUCUCAGAUUUAGAUUUCAAUAAUGAAUUAAUUUACAAAGUUGCAAUUCCAGAAGUAGUCUAUGAUGAAAUGAAAUCAGUAGUAUUAAAUUUUAGACAACUCAAAUGGAGAUGCGAGUGCUAACAAAUCCUAGAUCAAUCAAAUCAAACGAUGAUCCAAGGGAGUAACAAAAAAUAUAAUAUCAGCCAAAUAAUUCAAUUGCUAAAUGCUGAUCCCCAAAUCUAAGAUCCAUUCUACACUUAACAACUCUAGAAGAUCAAGAAGGAAUACGAGAGUUGGAUUAUCAACUUGCAGGAGUUCGAGAAUCAAUUGGCUGGUCAGGUGGCUCCACAUUUCAAUUAGUUGAUCAAAUUAAUCAAUAAGAAUCAAUAUCAAGAGAACAAUUUACAAACCAAAUUGUGGCAAUACUACAUUCAGAUGCUGUGGAUGCAAAAGGCAGAAGAGUUUAUUGAGGCUAAGGCCAAUCCCUAGGCUUACAAGACGUUGAUCUCCUGUGCUACAUAUGCAAACAUCGAUUCCAACAAUGCUUUAUUAUUGAAACUGAAGGACCAUAUCUUCAUCAUGGAUGAUUUGAGCAGAAAACUCAAGGAAUAUUAAGAAUAACGAUUUCUGUGGGUUAAGAGUAGAGAGUAGAUCAACAAUUUGCAAUCGUAUAAAUCUUACUAUAAGUAUUUGGAAAACAAACCAGAUGCAGAGUAGAUCAACUAGAUAUAUAUAUAAGCCAAAGAAUAUCCAAUAUUCAAAGUAAAAGAUUUAGCUGAAGAUUUGUAAGAAGUACGUUAAGUGUUGCAACAAUAUAAUGACUUAGUCUAAAAAUAGCCGGAUAAUAGUUUGUACAUUCAGCAAUUGUAAAAGAUAAGGACCUAUUACUGUUGUUGUUUUUUGAAAGUAAAGAACUUCUGUGUCUAAUUGAUGUACAACAUGAUAAAGUAGUAAUCAUUGAAGUGCUUGAAACAGUUGAACCCUACUGAGUAGAUUUUACAGAGACUGGAAGAAAUCAAUCUCUUGGUUGCCAUAGGAGGUGAAGAGUGGUUUUAAAAGUUGAGUCUUACGUACAAAGUAAAAUAGGAUAACACUAGUAAUACUGAUUUCAAAUUUAUUGAUUGCGUAAGAAUUCAUUAUUAUAUAUUUAUAGAGUCUGUAAGAUGAUUUUGAAUGGAUCAGGUGGAUGGAAGAGAGUAGUUAGAAUAUAGGAGAUACUUUUGGAAUUGAAACAAAAAAGCAAUAGAAGGAACAAAAGAUUAAGAAGAAAAAGUAAUAGAACUAAAAAGUAAUGGAAGGUAUAACUGAAGACAUGAGAUAAACCUAAAGACUUGAUCUAUAAGUGUGCUUUAAAAAGUGCUCAAAUUGGAAACAAGUAAAUGAACAAUAGAUACGCAAUUUGGAAGCUCAGGUGUUCAUGGAACAGAGUUUCGAUAAGGACAAGUAUCUCAAAGAGAUAGAAAAGAUAAAAGCAGUCAUUAAACAAAAUAAAUAGAUAGAGUAAAUAUUAAUAUUAUCUUUUUAGACUCAAUUAUGAAGAAAUGAAGAAAGCCUAUAAGCAAUAUCUCAAUCAAAAGAAAUCAAAUGGUUAAUAAAGCAAUAAUAAAUAAGCCUUGUAAUUGGAGAGCAUCAAAGUGAUUAAGAAAUAAUAGUAACCUCAAGUUCCCCAAAUUGCAAGUGCUUAAAAAUUAAUCUCUCAACAUUCAAUUAAAAGCGAGCCGGAAUUAGAAAAGAAGGUGAAACCUGAGGCUCCUAAACAGCCCACUAUUAUUGCUCAACCAAUUCAAAUAACUAAUGAAGCCCUUCUUUAUAAUCCAGAUGGGCAAGUAGAUACACCUUGUAAGAAGUUAAAAAACCAAUUGAUGAGCAUAGGAGAAAUUAAUUUGUAAAUCAAGAAAAAGGUUAAUGACACACGAGAAUCAUUUCUCAUUAAGCCACAACUAUUAACUUAUGAACAUCAUAUGGCUUAACACUUUCCAAAAACUGAGAAUAUCACAGUCACUUGUGAAACAUUCUCCCCUGUUAAAGAAGUCAUGGAGUACUUCACAUAGAGAAAACCUGGUCAAUUUAGAAUGAUUAUUGGGUGGUUGUAUUCAAAGGAUCUCAAUGUUGCUGGGGACUUGUUUAAAUUGGCAGAUAAGUUGAAACACUCUAAACAAUGUGUUCGAACCAAAUUAGGAGAUGUUGGAUUGACCUUGAUUUACUACGAUUACUUGAAUAAACUUAAGCCUACCACUAAAUGGAUUAUAAUUAAGGAGGAGUUAGAGUAAAUAUUAUUAAUAUAUGCUUUAGGAAUCAAUUGGUCAUGGACAACCUAACCAAAUAUCAUAAUUUAGAGAAAUUCAAACCUCACUUAUGUUUUGUGUAUUACGCCAAGGACUUUAAGGAUUGCACAAACAAAAUCUUACCUCAACCUGUUCAAUAUAUUAAUGUGUUGAAACACGUUCAAUUCAAGAAAGUUAUUGAAAAUCAUAAACUGCAAUAGAAAAAAUAGUCAGGACAGUUGAUUCCCUCUAAGAAAAAAGAAUUAGAACCUAUUUCCGAUGAGGAAAACAACAAUGGAUUUUAGUAGAAAUAGGAUGUCCAUUCGAUGCUCAUGGAAAUACCUGGUAUCCUCAGCUUGUUAAAUUAAUGAUUGAUAAUUUAUAUAUAUAUUGGCAAAGGG
Paramecium octaurelia is the source of this 5053-nucleotide messenger RNA. Lineage: Eukaryota; Ciliophora; Oligohymenophorea; Peniculida; Parameciidae. The record is from the annotation of a GenBank genome assembly.